This is a messenger RNA of Ruditapes philippinarum (Manila clam), 497 nucleotides long. RefSeq lists its product as uncharacterized. The record is from RefSeq and is a predicted model, not a curated record. The transcript is spliced from 3 exons. NCBI's taxonomy places the organism in Eukaryota, Metazoa, Mollusca, Bivalvia, Venerida, Veneridae. The coding region runs from base 92 to 415 and encodes 107 amino acids.
UUUCUUUACAUAGAUUUAUCUCCCUUCAACGAAAGCUGCACGAUUUUCACGUGGGCUGAAGAAAUAUACAAGGAGUACAUUUACCACGAAAAUGUCUUCACUGUAUAUACUAACUCUCCUGGUUAUGUCUUUUUUGAUUCUUUCAAACGGGAAAGAUCUACGCUCAAGACCCGUAACGACACACGAAAGUAGAAAUCCACACCAUUCCUCGGUCAAAAUAGCAAACAUACAUCAUGCAAGGACACCUAACAAGCGAAUUUGGACACCAAAAUUUCAUCCGAACAUCUUAAACAGUAGAAUUGUACACAGGACGACUGCUGUACCAUUUGAAACACAAAGGAUUCUGGCGGAAAAAUGGUUUAAACAGGAUGCUGGUGCUAGAAUGUCUUUCGGAGAAAAAAUUUCCAAGGGUUAAAAAGAUCAUCACAAGGUGGACAGUUCAAUACCAACCGUGAACAAGAAACCAACGUACACAAAUUUGAAUGUCAGACAAUACU